UGCAGACGAAGUUCUCUCAUCAACAAGAUCACUCAACAACCAUGAGGUCUCUGGUGUUUGUUCUGCUCAUUGGAGCUGCUUUUGCCUUGGAGGACGACAAGAUCGUCGGAGGGUAUGAGUGCACACCCUACUCUCAGCCCCAUCAGGUGUCUCUGAACUCUGGCUACCACUUCUGCGGUGGCUCCCUGGUCAACGAGUACUGGGUUGUGUCUGCUGCUCACUGCUACAAGUCCCGUAUUGAAGUUCGUCUGGGAGAGCACCACAUUGGCCUCUCUGAGGGAACUGAGCAGUUCAUCAGCUCCGCUGCUGUCAUUCGUCACCCCAGUUACAAUAGCUACACCAUCGACAAUGACAUCCUGCUGAUCAAGCUCAGCAGUCCUGCCACCCUCAACCAGUAUGUGCAGCCUGUGGCUCUGCCCAGUAGCUGUGCUCCUGCUGGCACCAUGUGCAAAGUCUCUGGCUGGGGCAACACCAUGAGCUCCACUGCUGACAGUAACAAGCUGCAGUGUCUGGACAUCCCCAUCCUGUCUGACAGGGAUUGUAAUAACUCCUACCCUGGAAUGAUCUACGAUUCCAUGUUCUGUGCCGGAUAUCUGGAGGGAGGCAAGGACUCCUGCCAGGGUGAUUCUGGUGGCCCCGUUGUGUGCAACGGUGAGCUGCAGGGAAUUGUUUCCUGGGGAUAUGGAUGUGCUGAG
Messenger RNA from Poecilia reticulata (guppy), 695 nucleotides. Lineage: Eukaryota; Metazoa; Chordata; Actinopteri; Cyprinodontiformes; Poeciliidae. The record is from RefSeq and is a predicted model, not a curated record.